AUGGUCUAUGAUGAGCUGCAUCUGCUCAGCCUUGGGAGGAGAAUGCAUGGUCUGACAGUGAUUCAUCUUGCAGCUUGGACUGGAAAUCUGGAUAUAAUGCGAAAACUAGUUAAAGCGGGUGCUGAUCAAAAGGCUAAGAAUGAGGAAGGAAUGAAUGUACUGCACUUUGCAGCUGAGAACAACAAUGUUAAAAUAAUUGAUUAUUUUCUCCAAGAUCUCCAUCUGUAUGACUUGAACAAGCCUGAUGGGAAAGGUAAAAAGCCAUUUCUUCUGGCAUCUGAAAAAGGCCAUGUUGACAUGAUAAACAAUUUGAUUACUCUGAAGCUGUUUACAUCUGAAAAAGACAAGGAGGGAAACACAGCAUUGCAUAUAGCAGCCAAAAAUGGUCACAGCAAAGUCGUAGAAAUUCUGCUCGAACAGUGGGAGCAAAUUAAUGAUGUCAAUCAGAAUGGAGAAACACCAUUUUAUUUGUCUGUCAAAGGAGGUCAUGAAAAAUGUGCUGAACUCUUACUGGAAGCAGGGAGUUACAUCAAUGUUUUAACUCACAACAGCAGCAGUACUUUGCAGAUUGCAAUUCAGAAUAGACAUCUAUCCUUGGUCACUUUCCUGAUUGAUAAUAAUAUUGACCUGGUCCCUAAACCCAAGCAGAAGAAUUCUCCUCUCCAUUUAGCAGUCAUCCAUAAUCAUCUACCAGUAGUAAAAAGUCUCUUGGAUGCCAAUCAUGAUAUAAACUCUUUAAAUCACAGGCAGGAAACCCCUUUACAUUUGGCAGCUGAUCUUGGCAAUGUGGAGCUGGUGGAAGUGUUGCUGAAGGCAGGCUGUGAUCUCAAGACCACGGAUAAGCAUGGAAAAACUGCAUUAGCUGUGGCAUCAAGGAGCAAUCAUGCCCUCAUUGGAGAUAUGAUCAUUAAGGCAGAAAGGUAUUAUGCCAUGAAACAGGAACAUCUACCUCAUAGCGAUGAUGGGUCAGAUUUGUGCCUGUCCUUCAAACAGGAUCAUAGUACACAGACCAAGCAAAUCCGUUCCUCCCUGUGGAACCUAGCAUACAACCAGUUAAAACCCCAGGAAUGGAAAAAAAUGGCCCUGUUCUGGAAGUUCACGAAUGAACAAAUUAAAGCUAUUGAAGAACAAUGGACAGGGGAAAAAAGUUAUAAGGAACAUGGAAACAGAAUGUUACUCAUCUGGUUACAUGGUACUUUGCUGGCUCAUCAGAAUCCUGUCAAGCAUAUCUAUGAAAAUCUGGUGGAAGCAGGAUUUCAGCCUUUAGCUGAGAAGAUCAGAGCUGCAAGUAGCACUGGCAUGGACUCCAGAAAAUGUGCAGUUUCAUGA
Mesitornis unicolor (brown roatelo) is the source of this 1329-nucleotide messenger RNA. RefSeq names its product ankyrin repeat and death domain containing 1B (gene ANKDD1B). The record is from RefSeq and is a predicted model, not a curated record. Gene Ontology annotation, molecular function: protein binding. Gene Ontology annotation, biological process: signal transduction. The transcript has 13 exons. Lineage: Eukaryota; Metazoa; Chordata; Aves; Mesitornithiformes; Mesitornithidae. The coding region runs from base 1 to 1329 and encodes 442 amino acids.